CAGUCACUGAGCAAUGAGGUGGUGAACACAACUUAGCAGGUCCAAACACCUCCUAAGGCUGAGAUGCUGCUGCUGUCACUACUGCUGUCUUUGCUGUUGAGUGGGUCCCAGGCGUUCUUCCAGCUGCAGGUGCAGAAGUUGGUGACGGUGCAGGAGGGCCUGUGUGUUCUUGUGCCCUGUUCCUUCUCCUACCCAAGCAUCCUAGAUGGGGACUCUUUCCCAGUUUAUGGCUACUGGUUUGAAGAUGGGACCAACACGAACACUGGGAUUCCAGUGGCCACCAAUAACCCAGCUCGACCCCUACAAAGCAGAACCCAGGAGCGAUUCCAGCUUGUGGGAGACCUCCACAAGAAGAACUGCUCCUUGCUGAUCAGAGCUGCACAGAGAGAGGAUGAGGCAAGAUAUUUCUUCCGUGUGGAGAAGGGAACCAUCAUGAAGUAUAAUUUCAAGGACAAGUUCUGGCUGAAAGUGACAGCCUUGACUCAGAAGCCAGAUGUCUUCAUUCCCAAGACCCUGGAGUCCGGGCAGAAGGUGACAAUCUUCUGUGUGUUUACCUGGACCUUCAAGCAAUGCCCAGUCCCUUCUAUCUCCUGGUCGGGGGCUGCACUCUCCUCCCAAGAAACCACACCACAAACCUCCUACUACUCAGUGCUUAGCCUCACGCCAGGUCCUCAGGACCAUGACACGGAGCUCACCUGUCAAGUGGACUUCUCCAGAAAGGAUUUGAGCAUGAAGAGGACUGUCCGACUGAGUGUGGCUUAUGCCCCCAAAGACCUCAUUAUCACCAUUUUCCGUGACAAUGUGCCAG
Messenger RNA from Castor canadensis (American beaver), 808 nucleotides. The record is from RefSeq and is a predicted model, not a curated record. Lineage: Eukaryota; Metazoa; Chordata; Mammalia; Rodentia; Castoridae.